Danio rerio (zebrafish) is the source of this 2868-nucleotide messenger RNA. The record is from RefSeq and is a predicted model, not a curated record. NCBI's taxonomy places the organism in Eukaryota, Metazoa, Chordata, Actinopteri, Cypriniformes, Danionidae.
GAGAGAGAGAGAGAGAUCAUUACAAAACGCGCAUGCACAAGAAACAGACACAUUGCAUUUGUCCACCUGUAUUACUAUCUUGAUUUACGAAACCCAGCGCGAGGGAAUUAAUCAACGGCUCCGUGCGAAUGCAGUCAAACAGAAGGCGGUUUUCCUGUUCAACCGUGAUACUCUCUUCUUCCUCGGCGGUCAUGUGUGUUUCGCAUCGCUGUUUCUUCCAGUAAGCACCAAUGCAUGCAUGCACCCGCCUCCCCUGCGCUCUCAAAUAGAUGGUGCAAGUAAAGAUGUCCAAAUCUUCCGCAGACCCUCUGUCUGGGGUAGAAAGCGCUUCUCAGUCGCACUAUUUCCAGCUUCCACGAAAGUUGCCGAAACGCAAGGGUCGUUUUAAACGUUCAGAUGGCAGCACAUCUUCUGACACCACCUCCAGCUUCAUCAAACGACAGGGUUCAGCCGAUUCGUACACGAGCAGACCUUCGGAUUCCGACCUGUCAGCGGAGGAGGACCGCGAGGCGUAUCGGCGUGAAGCCGAACGCCAGGCCCAGCUGCAGCUCGAGAGAGCCAAGUCCAAACCUGUAGCAUUCGCAGUGAAGACGAAUGUGAAUUAUUGCGGGGCUCUAGAUGAGGAAUGUCCUGUUCAGGGUGCUGCCAUAAACUUUGAAGCCAAAGACUUUCUGCACAUUAAAGAGAAGUACAAUAAUGACUGGUGGAUUGGAAGGCUGGUGAAAGAGGGGGCAGACAUCAGCUUCAUUCCCAGCCCCCUCCGACUGGAGGCCAUGAGAAUCAAACAGGAGCAGAAACAGCAGAGGAAAAGCGGUAACUCAUCCUCAAGCCUGGGUGACAUGGUUUCAGGGGGUUGGAGAUCCACACCGCCAUCUGCAGGUGAGACCAAACAGAAGCUAAAGCAGACUGAACACAUUCCUCCAUAUGAUGUGGUGCCAUCCAUGAGGCCUGUGGUUCUGGUAGGACCGUCACUAAAGGGAUAUGAGGUGACAGACAUGAUGCAGAAAGCUCUGUUUGACUUUCUCAAACAUCGCUUUGAUGGACGGAUUUCAAUAACCCGAGUAACUGCUGACCUUUCACUGGCCAAGAGAUCAGUUCUCAACAAGAGACCCAUCAUGGAGAGGUCAAACACACGGACCAGUUUGGCGGAAGUACAGAGUGAGAUUGAGAGAAUAUUUGAGUUGGCCAAAACCCUUCAGCUGGUGAUUCUGGAUGCAGACACCAUUAACCAUCCAGCACAGCUAGCUAAAACCUCACUAGCACCUAUUAUUGUAUAUGUAAAGGUCACGUCUCCAAAGGUCCUACAGCGGUUGAUAAAAUCCAGGGGUAAAUCACAGAGCAAACACCUCAAUGUUCAGAUGAUGGCAGCAGAUAAAUUGACUCAGUGUCCCCCUGAGAUGUUUGAUGUCAUUUUGGAUGAGAACCAGUUGGAGGACGCCUGUGAGCAUCUGGCUGAAUAUCUGGAGGUUUACUGGCGUGCCACUCAUCUGCCAGGCACCACCCCUCUCAACCCGCUAUUGGAGCAAAAUUUGAUGACCCCACCCUCUGCAAUCUCCAGUCUACAGAACCAGCAGCUGUCGCCUGCCGGGGGUGGAGUGGGAGUGGAGGAGGAGGAGCAGGGAGAGCAGGACAGCCUCAUGCCCUCCGACGAGGCCAGUGACUCUCGCUCCCUCCACCGAGGAGGCUCUAGCUCCCUGCAUCCCCCAGAGGACGAGGAAGAAGAGGAAGAGGAGGAAGAUGAUGAUUACCAACCCCAUCGCCACUCGAACCCCUACCGUGACGUUUACCCACCUAACCGUAACCACCCGGGUGGGAUCCACAGUGCUAAUGGACACGAGUCACAGGACCGACUCCUGCAGCAGCGAGACUCGCAGGACGGACACAACCAACGUAACAACCGACAGCGCUCGAGAGCCUGGCCGAGAGACAACUACUGACCGGUCAGCUGCAGGAGGGGGUUGAGUUGUGAAUUGGGGUGAGGAACUGAAAAAGCAGUGUUAGUGGAUGAAGGUUGAUGAAAAGAUCCUGUCGUUUUCUAAGCUCAUGUGGUCGUCAUCGUCUUUGGUGGCGCACGGCAUGUGCUUUCAAAAGACAGAGCAGCUUUUCUCCUUUGAGAUCAAAUGCAUGUUCGUUUUGAAAUAAUAAUUGAGCUUCCUCUGAAUACCCUAACCCCACCCAAGUCAAGUAGUACUUUAUAAUCAUAAGCUCUCCCUGAACCUACUGAGCACAGAAGGCAUUAUAAGAAAAGGAAAAGCACUUUUAUAGCAUGGGACGAAAGACGUAGCAUUUUGUUGCAUCAUUUUUUUUGCUAGCGCGCUUGUAAAUGUGAAUAUUAUUCACCUUGUUUUGGUUCAAGCCCUCUUUUGUGGUGUUGCCUGAUUGGAGCACUUGAUGUUUACUUGUGUAUCAUUCAGGCAACUGACAUAUGAAUGAUUACGUUCACUGUCACAUUCACAGAUGUAGCACACACUGCCGCUUGCAGAAGCACCACGUAAAUGCGGUACAUGUCAGAUAGGAAUUCAGGGUUACGCUCUACUUUCGUAGAGUGACUAUAGUCUGAGUUUGCACAUGAGGUGAAUUACAUCUCCAGAAUGAAGAGAAGCAGUCCAUCUUCCUGCAUUUCCGCACUGCCGCAUAAAGAAAGAACCUAAUUAGGUCAGUGUCAUCAGUUUCUUUUUCUGGGAAAUGAGAAGGACUAAAAAUUGGAGUUAUUUUAUCACGCAACAGUAGAUCGGUGUCCAGAUUUUUCUAUAGAAGGUUUUUCUAUGUACCAAGUUAGGUGUCCCUUUUGGGAUAGUCAUAUGUGAUGCACUGAGAGUUGCAGAAAGGUAGAUUAUAUAUUUUACUAUUUACGAAAGAUAAUAUAAG